Messenger RNA from Sebastes umbrosus (honeycomb rockfish), 4766 nucleotides. Its product is annotated as macrophage mannose receptor 1-like. The transcript has 32 exons. NCBI's taxonomy places the organism in Eukaryota, Metazoa, Chordata, Actinopteri, Perciformes, Sebastidae. Gene Ontology annotation, molecular function: signaling receptor activity. The record is from RefSeq and is a predicted model, not a curated record. The coding region runs from base 64 to 4383 and encodes 1439 amino acids.
UCCUCUGCGAGAAAUGCAUGGAUAAAGUCUCCAGCUGUGGGACAUCUCAGAAGAAUACCAACAAUGAAGAUAACUUGUACAGCCUUUGUGCUCCUCAUCCAAACAUUACAAUGCUUGGCUUCAGACGAUUCACCAUUUCAACUAACUAACAAGGCCACUGGUUUUUGUUUGGUUAAAAAAUAUGACAUAUGCAUUGAUGUACGCUGGACAACUGGUGACCGACUUUUGUAUAUGUGGCAAAACAAGUGUCUGGGAGUCCAGGGGAAAAAUGUGGGAAGUGAAGUAAGCCUCUACGACUGUGAUGAAUCCAGCGAUCUCCAAAAGUGGGAAUGCAAGAAUGGAACGGUGCUCGCCCUCAAAGGCCAAGAUCUUCACAUUGAUCUCACUGCAGAUCAGACAGCAGUUCUCUCUGGAACAAUAGGACCCAAUAGCCACCUCACAAUUACAGGGACAUCCCAAGGUCCUUGUACAAGAACAUACAGAGAACUGUACACCAUUGGAGGAAAUGCAAAUGGUAGGCCCUGCAUGUUUCCCUUCAUGUACAAAAACGAGUGGUUCUCAGACUGCACUGCGGUUGAUUACGCAGAAGGACGACUUUGGUGUGCCACUCAAACUAAAUAUGACCAUGAACUCUGGGGCGACUGCCCAACUAACAUAAAAACAGACUGGAAAGAAGACAUCACAAGCGGAGAGUAUUACCAGCUCAACACAUACUCAGCUCUGACUUGGCACCAGGCUGAAGUCAGCUGCAAACAGCAGGUGUCCUCUCUACUCAGUAUCACCGAUCCUCACCAGCAGGCUUACGUCACAGCAUUACUAGGAGCAGUUGGCAGGGGACAGGGGGACAAGCUUUGGAUUGGGAUGAGCCAGAACCCAGAACAUGGCUGGCAGUGGUCUAAUGGGAGGCCUUACCGUUACCUGAAUUGGGACUCAGGACAUCCACUUCCUACUCCGGGACAAACCUGUGCAAUUAUUGAUGGUGAUGUGCAGUACUCCUGGCAAAGUUCACCUUGCACCAAGAAACUGGGGUACAUCUGCUACAGUGAAGGAGCUGGGGCUACUCCUACUGAAGCUGCUGAGACAGGAUUUUGUAAAAGCCCUUGGAUUCCCUACAAUAACCACUGCUUCCACCUCCAACGUCUUCAGAAAACGUGGUCUGAUGCCCAGAAAGAGUGUCGUAAAGAAGGAGGGGACCUAGUGAGCAUCCGCAAUGUUGAGGACCAAAGUUUUGUCAUCUCUCAACUUGGCUUUGCAUCCACUGAUGAGCUUUGGAUUGGACUGAACGACAGGAAGACAGAAAGGCUGUUUGACUGGAGUGACCACUCUACUGUCAGCUUCACCAGCUGGGAGUCUGGGAAACCAGCUGUCUUCACUGACAGAGAAGACUGCGUUCUCAUCAGGGGGGAGAAUGGGAACUGGGCUGACCGUGUGUGUGACGAGAAACAUGGCUUCAUUUGUAUGAAGCUGAGUGACCGUGAACCCUCUGGAGAUGAAGUGGAGCUGAAUGUCGGCUGCAAAACUGGGUGGAAAAGACAUGGCUCGUACUGCUACUUUGUAGGAACACAGACAAAGACAUUUGAUGAAGCCAAAGAUGACUGCAAGAGCUCAGAUUCCAAAUUAGUUGAUGUUUCAAAUGGGGUGGAUAACGCCUUCCUUGUCAGCUUGGUGGGGUUGAGACCAGAGAAAUACUUCUGGCUAGGCCUCUCAAAUCAGAAAAACAUUGAUCAUUUUGAGUGGACCAACACAAACUUAGUGAGGUUUACUCACUGGAACGCUCAAAUGCCAGGUCAUCAACAGGGCUGUGUUGCCAUGACAACUGGGGUUUUUGCUGGCCUCUGGGAUGUGCUGCCCUGCACCAAUAAGGAGAAAUACAUCUGCAAACACCUGGUAGAGGGGGCAGGUCCAACCACUGCACCACCAACUCUUGCCCCUCCCGAGUGUGCGGAGGGCUGGACUCGAAUAGGAACAAGACUUUCUUGCUAUAAGUUGUUUUUAGGCUACUCUAUAAAGAAGAGGACCUGGUAUGAGGCCAGAGAUUACUGUAGGGCCAUCGGAGGAGACCUGCUCAGCAUCCACAGUGAUAAAGAGCUACAACUUACACAAAACUAUGGUGUCGUCUGGAUUGGACUCAGUGCCCCUGACCCAGUCACCGGUUACGUAUGGAGCGAUGGAUCCCCAGUAAACUUCCAACACUGGGAGGACGGAGAGCCAAACAAUUUAAACAACGUGGAAUCUUGUGUCGAAUUUGACGCAUAUAAGAGGCACUGGGGCAUGUCUUGGAACGAUGUGCAGUGUGAGAAGAACAAUGGAUGGCUCUGUCAGAUCCUUGCAGGAGCAACUCCAAAGCCACCUCCAGACCCUGUCGCUCCUGACUACAAUAUAACGUCGGACGGGUGGAUAGAACGGAAUGGGACUCAGUAUUAUAUUAACAGAAAACAAAUGGCCAUGGAUGAAGCUCGUAAUUUCUGCCAACAGAAGCAUAGUGACUUGGUAUCUAUCAACAGUGAAGCUGAAAGUGUCUUUUUGUGGAAACAGGUGUCCACAAGUGUAAGCCCUUACUGGAUAGGCCUGACAGUAGACCUUGAUCGAACAUAUGAGUGGAUGGAUGGUUCUCCAGUGUUCUUUCAAAAGUGGAAUGAAGGUCAGCCUGAUUUCAAGAAUUAUGAUGAGAACUGUGCGGUCAUGUUUCCUUCUAAUGGGUUCUGGCAUGAUUAUAAUUGUGGGCAUGAGUUUAGGUCCAUUUGUAAACGCGGUGGCUCACCACCUGCCAACACCACUGUGCAACCCACAGAUGCCCCUACAGGUGGCUGCCUACUCCCCUGGAAAAAAUUCAAGUCUAAGUGUUACAACAUCAUUAGAGACCGGAAUUUAACAUGGGAUGGAGGGAGGAAACAUUGCCAAGAUAUGGGUGGAAACUUGGUCUCUAUUCCCUCAAGACAUGUGGAAGUGUUUUUAAUGAAUCAAAUGGCUGACACACCUACUACAGACCUUUGGAUUGGUUUUCACAAUACAUAUUCAUCUGGAUUUUUUUGGACUGAUGGGCGGCCGAGGCAAUAUAACAACUUGAAUUUAGAAAGACUCCUGAGAAUACAUUAUGAUUCAUAUCGGAUGUUUCUUAGAUAUUUUCAACAAAUGCGCGAACAGGAACAGAAACAGUGUGCUGUGAUCAAUACUAAUCCUUCCCUUGGUAUUGGGAAAUGGGUACCAAAGGUCUGCAGUGACACCAAUGGAUUUAUUUGUCUUCGAAAUGUUGAUAAAUAUCUCCCAGACUCCCCUGAACCAACAAUUUCUAGUGAUAUCAAAAUAUUGAAUGACUCUAUCAAGCUUGUUACUCAACAAAUGAACUGGGAUGCAGCCAAAGAGCACUGUGAAGGUGAUGGUGCCAACCUGGCUAGCCUGCGUAACGAGUGGUCACAGGCCUAUGUUGAGCUGCUGGCUAUGAAUCUCAAAACUCCUCUGUGGAUUGGACUGAACAAAAUGCAGACCAAAGGGUAUUUCAGAUAUAUUGAUGGCUGGCACAUGAGCUUUUCUCACUGGGGUAGUGGUGAACCAAGCAGGAACAAAUCUUGUGUCUACGUGGAUGUGGAUGGAAAAUGGAAGGCCGCUGACUGCAAGCAGACCAUGAAGAGUGUUUGUAUGAAGUCUACAGAUGUACCACCAACAGAGCCAAGUGGUUUUCCAGGAGCUUGCCCUGAAAACCCAGAUACAUUACACACAGCCAAGAAUUACUUCUGGCUACCAUUUAAAGGUUACUGUUACGCAUUUUUCACAGAAGUAAGAUCGUGGGCAGAUGCAUCUGUUGAAUGUGGAAAACAUGGUGGAUCACUAGCCAGUAUUGAAGAUCCCUUUGAGCAAGAAUUCAUUCAAAGCAAUGCAAAAACAUUCGAAGACAGCCACGACAGUUUCUGGAUCGGCUUGUUUCAAACUCACAAAGGGGAGUGGUUGUGGUUGGACAAAACAGUCAUGGACUUCACUAACUGGGCUGAAGAUCUACCUGAUCAUCGCAGCUACGGAGGGAUUAGUGCUUCAGACGGGACAUGGAAUACGGGCAGUAAGUGGUAUCCUAGACCAUACAUCUGCAAAACACCCAAAGUAUUACCACCAGCGCCAUCACCAUCACCAACUACUAUAUUUGACCAUCCCCGUAGCCACAUAGUUUUGGCAGUUGUGGUGGUCAUUUCUGGGAUUGCCAUAGGAGCAUUCAUUGCCUACUUUCUCCUCUACAAGAAGUCUGCUCAUCGUUUACCCAUCCCUGACAAGUUAACCACCUUUGACAACCCACUCUUCUUCAGCAAUGAGCAGUCACAGCCUUAUGUGGUUGAAACCAAUAAUCUGGUAGAGAAUGCAGAGGAAGAGAGCCCUGAGCCUAUUAUAACUGUAUGAUUCAAAAAGACAGAAAACAUCAGAAACUAAUGGGACACAUGCUCUAUUGAGGGCUCAUGGUUGGUGGCUUUCUCUUUUGCAUGGCCAAUGAUUUCAGUCUGUUCUGAAAUGGGAGGAGCUUCAAUAGAGUUGGCAAAUGGGCAAAGCAAUUUAGACUGUAGCUUGUUUUAUUUGGAGUGAUUGUUUGAAAUUAUAUUAAAUCAUAUAUUUUGUAAUGACUAAGAAGAGACUGAUUGAACAAUUCUACACACAUUUUUUUUUACCUUCUUAUAAGUGUUAGGAUAAUGCUGUAUAUUUUGCUAUUUGCUACAGAUCUGCUGUGGUGUAAAGUCAUGUGGUGUAAUGUCUAAAUAACAUUAAAACAAAGUAAUAAAUAUAUCAGA